GCAAAAAUGUCCGUAUAAUUAUAUUCCUGAUUGCGAUCUAAUCAAUAAUCCAGAUGUCUCAGUCUCAGGUGCUCUAAAGUAGCGAUUUGAUGUUACAAUUAGGUCCCCACGUCACUUGCAUGUGCUGUGCUCGAAGCACACAAUCCAGGCCGUACAAGAAGACUUGAAACAAGCAUUUGACCAAAUAUGUGCGCCAUCAUCUCAGUCGUCCUAGCCAGCAAGUGCUAGUGAUUAUUUGGUUUUGAUAUGCUAUACGUCGCCAAUGCAUCGAUAGAUGUCCAUUAGCUGACUGGUAGCACUCGCACGAUGUUCAAAAAAAGUGACUGCUACCUGCAGCAAUUGAUGUCAACCAGUCGAUAUCUAGACUUGCGUUCGGUCUCAAGAUCUGGGUCUGCAGGUAAAAGUGCAAAAAAGCUGCCCCAUACUAGACAGUUCACAUCAUGACACGAGGCCGGAAUCAGCAUAGCAUCGACACCGACCUGGCAAUAUGGUCAACUUGAUACGUGGCCUUAGUUCUAGCCAGACGCACGCACAACAGACUGGGAUCCGAAUCACACACAGUAAACUUGAGUUCAGAAUGGGUGUAUGGCGACGGGACAGCGAGCUUGGAUGAGAAUUUACAACUCUAACUUGGCAUCGCAAUCACAGAUAUAGGUAGACACUGAUGUUGGCUUCCAGCUUGUAGCGAUUGUCAUGGUCGUCCGUGAAUUAAAGUGGUCAGCAACGAGUAUUAUUCGGCACGUUGGACUGCAGAGCGAAAAAAAUUUGCGACUGGAUGCAAACUGCAUGGAAGACCGCGAGUUUGCCGAUCGCGCCCAUUUCAUGCGCGCUAUGCAUAUUGGCGUAAACAGUCUUGACUCCAGGAUGCACUCGAGUAAAGGAAGCCGAGAUCUUGGUUUGAAUCAUUUAUUACCACAAAGCCAGCUAUUGUAUACUUUGUGCACAACGUUAUUGAAGAGUGAGUGGAACGUGCGAUUCUUGUGGAGCCCAAAUUUCAUGCCCGUCGGAACAAUUACAAACCUCUCUUCAUCGUCCGUGUCAUUCGAGGAAGAUUUUUUCCUUUGGUUCCUUCUGAGAUUGAUACAAGCUAACCAAAGCUUUGUGUACUGUUGAUUUUGUGAGACACCAAGUAUGAUACAGCAUCGUAUCGAUAUGAAGGCGACGACCACAACGAGCAGUAGGAUGUAAGGAAAACGCAUUUCUUCGUAUUUACUGUAGUCGAAGUGAGUGGUCAGAGGAUGUUGACAGAAUGGAAUAUGAAUCACCGGCUCACCACCGUUCGACUGAUCUGAUGUACAGAGCCAUGAGCAAUGGCUUGACGUUCAAGUAGGAUGAUAUUUUUAAAAAGUAGCAAGUUCAAUACAAAAG
Molecule: messenger RNA, 1368 nt
Organism: Plasmopara halstedii
Lineage: Eukaryota; Oomycota; Peronosporomycetes; Peronosporales; Peronosporaceae
Exons: 1
Coding region: 694-1113 (139 amino acids)
Source: RefSeq, a predicted model, not a curated record